ACGCGGCACACACACACACACACGCACACGCAGACCUAAAUCACACAGGUCUGACUCUGUGCUCUUUCGGGCACCAACUUGUGGGAUACACAGAAGCCAGGAUACUUUGAGUCAUUUCCAAAGUGUGUGCGUGAAAGAGGAAAGAAAAGAAACAGUUUUGCCUCCACGCUUCAACUUUUCAACUCCACCCUUUCUUCAUGACACAUCCAAGUCUCCAACGCGGCUUUUCAUUUCCACCGCGCGGCACCCCUCGUCAUUAUGGUUUCCCUGUGUUUAUGUUUCCGGCGGUCACGCACGACAGCAGGCUCCUGCUCGUAGCUGCUGGCCUGCAUCGUUUCAGCGCAACCACGUGCAAAGGCACACGUACAUACUCUCUGUUCAACAGGAAAUUACAAAACCUUCCCUUCCCCACCGUCUCGCUACAGAAAUGUUUUUAUUUGUCUUUCGAAAGCCGCUAACUGACGGAGUGACGCUGCCAGUGAUUUAUUUGGCACGGAGCGUGUGCCACCGCCCCGACACAACCUGCUCAAGAUAAUGUGGUGGAAUUUCCUCCCGAUAAAUUUCCCUGCAACAGACAGAUGGAUUUUUCUAAAGACCAACCGUUACCAGAAUAACGGGGCCCCAGGAGGGACCGGUCUUCUGGGAGAGCGUGGUCACGUGGGAAAGAUGGGGCCAAUAGGAGACAGAGGUGAGAAAGGUGUUACGGGCUGGACUGGACCAUCUGGAAUACAAGGAAAACCUGGUACAACCUGUGACUGUGGGAGGUACCGGAAGGUGGUGGGACAGCUGGACAUCAACAUCGGACGACUGCAAAACGCUCUCAAAUUUAUAAAGAACGUGCUCUUGGGCCUGAGGGAGACGGCGGAGCGCUACUACCUGCUGGUGACAGAGUCCCGGGCCUUCGAGGAGGCCCUGGUCAGCUGUCGGCUCAGGGGCGGGGCGCUGGCCAUGCCCAAGACCAGGGACGCCAACCGCCUGCUGGCCGACUACGUCAGCGGCUCGGGCCUCACCGCCGUGUUCAUCGGCCUGCAGGCCCGGAGCGCGAACGGCACCAGGACCCAGGAGGAGUACGUCUUCGCGGACUCCAGCCCUCUGGGGGGCUUCGCCGCCUGGGGCCCAGGCCAAGGGCCCCCCAGCGGCACCAACAACUCCAGCUGCGUGGAGUUGCUCAACACCGGCAGCUGGGGCCCCGCGGCCUGCCACCUCACCAUGUUCUACAUCUGUGAGUUCCCCAAGACCAGGAGAAGGGUUGGCGCUGCUGGUUGAGGAGGCGGAGGUGGAGGUAGUGGUGGUGCUGGUGGUAGUGCUGUUGUUGGUGGUAGUGGUGGUGCUGUUGCUGGUGGUAGUGGUGGUGGUAGAGUUGCUGGUGGAGGAGGUGGUGUUGCUGGUGGAGGAGGGGGUGGUGGUGCCACGCAAGGUUGAUAGGAGGAGUGGACUGAUGAGUGGAGAUGCCAAAGGGGGCUCCUCCUUUGGAAUCCAAGAUGGCCGUCUAACUGUAGACACGCCAACUGGGAUUUGUUUGUUGCUCCAUUUUCCCUCUCUUUUUUCUCGAUGUGAUGUUUACACUGCAACUGACCCCACAAGCUCGACAUUUUAAAAGCCAUGGACAAAUUAACCCUUUCAUGGAUUGUUCUCAUACUCUGUUAUUAUUUUCAUGAAAAUAAAGGUAAAAAAAUGUG
Molecule: messenger RNA, 1679 nt
Organism: Gadus morhua (Atlantic cod)
Lineage: Eukaryota; Metazoa; Chordata; Actinopteri; Gadiformes; Gadidae
Gene: colec10
Product: collectin sub-family member 10 (C-type lectin)
Exons: 6
Coding region: 535-1266 (243 amino acids)
Biological process (GO): ossification
Molecular function (GO): growth factor activity
Source: RefSeq, a predicted model, not a curated record